GUUUGUCGGCUUGAACAACGCGUCGCUCAUCUAUACGACCUGUGCCGGGGCCUUCUUCAGGAGAACAGUAAUCUUAAGUCUAGUUUGAAUGGCGUGUUCUGCCAAGCCUCACGUGGAGGUUUUCCUGUUUCAGCUGGUCCGGCUCUUAUUGCACCAACUAUUCGUCUGGCUCAGGUGAGGUGCUUCCUAAAGGCCAAAUUUGCUUAUCGAAUCAAUCUUAUUUUGCUCUUAUCACGCUGA
This is a messenger RNA of Protopolystoma xenopodis, 240 nucleotides long. The record is from the annotation of a GenBank genome assembly. NCBI's taxonomy places the organism in Eukaryota, Metazoa, Platyhelminthes, Monogenea, Polystomatidea, Polystomatidae.